Molecule: messenger RNA, 471 nt
Organism: Tauraco erythrolophus (red-crested turaco)
Lineage: Eukaryota; Metazoa; Chordata; Aves; Musophagiformes; Musophagidae
Source: RefSeq, a predicted model, not a curated record
AUGGCCGUAUUGUCAGUAGGUAGUGUUUCGUCGUUUGAACGUUGGGUAAACAUCUACUUACUGGCAACAUGUUAUCCAAAAUGCAAAAAUGGUGGGGAGUGCCUCAGACCUGGAAAAUGCAGAUGUCCACCUGGCUAUGGGGGUAGAUACUGUCAUAAAGUAAGCUGUGAAGGAGGCUGUCAAAAUGGUGGGGAAUGCAUCUCUGUCAAUGGAGUUGUGAAGUGCCUUUGUGCUUCUGGCUGGACCGGAUCAAGAUGCCAAGAAGCAAUUUGUCCUCAAGGUUGUCGGAAUAAUGGAGCUUGUGUGGCUCCUGGGAUUUGUAGCUGUCCGGCUGGAUGGGUCGGUGGAGCAUGUCAUUUAGCUGUGUGUAAGCUGCCUUGUCAACAUGGAGGAAAAUGCAUAGCUCCAAACGUGUGCAGAUGUCGACUGCCGUACUCUGGUCUGCAGUGCACGAAGAAAAGGAAGGAGUGA